UAAUUACAUUGUUUUAUGUUUUAAUGAGUUACGGAUCGUUUUUGCGUAAAAAAAGUGACUAUACGUUUAGUAAUGUUAAAUUGAGUGAAAUAAAUACAUGUUGUAAUGGUGUGUGGUGUUUUCCACAGUUUGGUACACUCUAUUAUGAAACGCUGUACCUUAAAUCGAGUAUACAACAAUUUUCCUACGUAUUAAUAAUUUUCCGCAGUUAGGUUUAUUUAAAAUGUGAAUUCAUUGGCUGGCUGGAUGGAUGGAUAGUUUAAUAAUUUGUGGGUAGGUGAUUGCUUUAAAAAAACAUUUUAUAGAAUCUAUGUUAUUUUAUUUAACCUUUACUGGAGUGUUUUUGCUUCUCAAGUCAGAGUGAGUUGUAAACAAAUCUAACAUCCACAUGUACUGCUGCGAAAUGGGAAAGAAUCAAUGCAAUUUCAUCGCCCAACUCUUCAAAAAUUUGAUUGUGCAGCAGAGAAGGUUCAAUUUCGACAUGGACGCCAGUCCUGGUUUUGUCAACUUCCUCCGUUCAGGUAAAGUUGAGCUUUGUCUGUCUCCGGUUCCAGUGUCCUACAGGUGGUUGUUGGUGUUCUCCGGGUUUUUCUUUUGACCCUUCCCUGACUUUUCCUUGUGUGUUUUUCUCCCUUCUGCCAGCAGCCAGCACUCGGCACGGCCGGGGUGAAUUUGAAUUUGAAUGUGAAUAGACGAGUCCAGCUGCACGAAGAUGGCGCGAUCGCAGGAUUACGUUCAAAUUGCGUGGACCGCGCCUUUCUAGUCUCCGCAAAUCUGUUUUCAAAAGUCCCCCUGAGACAAUCUGGACGAUGCCUUUCCACCAGAGGAGCGUGGAGCCGCGGCGAGUGAGCAGGUUGCCGGCCCGGGGCAAGGCGAGGAGAGCGGCGGCGCCGUUCGCGUCGCUGGCCGAGGUGGGCUGUCACACGCUCGGCAACGUCAUCCGCCAACUGGCCGACCUCUCCCGCCUGGCCGCCGACGUCUUCCUGGGCAUCGAGUCGGAGGCGGCCGCGGUGGCCCGGAGGUCGUGGCGGCUCCAGGGGCGCCUGCGCACGCUGCACGCCCGAGUCGGCGUCCUGGAGCCCAAGAGAGUCCCGAUCCAGCACAGGGGCCGGUCCCACGCCCCUCCCACCACUCUGCCUGCGUGCGCGUGUGUGUGUGUGUGUGUGUGUGCGCGUGCGUCCCUGAGGACCGGACCGCCUCGGGGUGGAGUGAUGAUGGCGACGGGGGGGCCGAGAAAGCGAGAGCGCGAGAGCGAGAGCACGAUUGUCCGCACAGCAGACGCUCGCUCGCCGGCGCCGAGCGAUGAUGUGAGCGCAGAACUUCGUCUUCUCCGAUUAUCUCGGAUUUAUCCCGAUCGUGGAAUUAUGGUCUUCAUUGGGACCUCCCUGAAGUCGGUCAUUAAGUAUUUCAAGAGGAAAGCCGUGUCCAGCCUGGACGAGGAGAGCAAGUGGACGGUCCACUACGCGGCGCCGUGGCACCAGCAGGAGAACGUCUUCCUGCCGGGCAGCAGACCGCCCUGCGUGGAGGACCUCCACCGGCAGGCCAAAGUCAACCUGAAGAGCGCCCUGCGAGAAUGUGACAAGUUGAGAAAAGACGGCUUCCGCAGCUCGCAGUACUACUCGCAGGGGCCCAUCUUCUCCGACACGCCGCAGUCAGGCAGCAGCCUGCACGACGACGAUGUCGACGACGACGACGAGAAAAAGUCUCUGGCGUCGGCGGCGGAAGACGAUCGGUCCCGGCCGUCGACGAGGCCGCAGACGCCCGGCGACGAGACGCCCGGCAACGAGACGCCCGGCAACGAGGCCGACGUGACCGGAGGCCCCGCGCUGCCCACCCCGGAGGAGAGGAUGAGGCGGACGGCGCAGUCCGUGCCCACCGACAUCGUCGCCAUCAACGUCACGGGCGCCGUGUUUGACCGGCAGGCGAGCGUCCGGCGCUCCCUGGUUAACGCGGACACGGUUUCCCGCCGGCCCAAGAAGGUCAAACGCAGAAAGACUAUAUCGGGGCUGCCCGACGACGUCGACCUGGAGCUAGCCUCGCAAGGACGCGGCGGAGAGCUGCGACCGCAUUCCAUGUUCGUCCCGGGACAGUACUCCACGCUGGGCCGGGCGGGGAGCGUCAACUCCGCGCUCCGGCGCUCCCGCACUCGAGAUUCCGGCUGCCAGACGGAGGAAGUGAAGAUCGUCCCGCCGUCCGUGAGGAGAAUCCGCGCUCAGAGAGGACAGGGAAUCGCGGCCCAGAUGGCCGGCAUUUCCGCUUCCUCCUCCACCGGAAGUUUAUCCGUCUGCAGCGGCGACGGCUCCGCCGUCCUGACGCUGCCCCGUCAGCGUAUCGGGGACCCGUCGCGAUUCAACAGUCUGCCGCGCCAAGGCGCCAGGGUGUCCCUCGGCGCGGACCCCAUCUGCAGCAGCACUCCCAUCAAGUCGGAAGUCGAGUCGGGAGACCGCGGCGCCCCGCAGAGGCAGAUCGGAAAGCUCCAGGCCGACGACACGGCGGUGCACGUGAGGAACGCUCCGAGGACGGGCACCGUGCCCAGGCCCAGGUCCCAGGAGGUGAGGCGGACGCGGUCCAGCGAGUGGGGCGGCGGUCCGGCCCGCGUGGUGUCGCCGCACGCCGCCUAUUCCACGUCGCUCAUCCCCAACGCCACGCUGUCCGGUUCUUCCGAAAUCGUCGCUCUCAGCGCCUCGGGGCAGCGUUCCCGCUCGCCGACCUCCGCCCACCCGAGGGCUCGGCCUCUCGGUCCGGCCCCCUACGAAGACCGCAGAGCCCCCGGCCCGGCCGCUUUCACCCGCAGCGCCGCCUGUCCGGAGCCCGCCGGCGAGUCGGGGUGCACCUCGGCGGAGGAGCAGUGGAUCUACGACACGCCGGAAAACCUGCCGGUCCCGCACCGCACUCUGACCUCCAGCUACUCCACGCCCAUCAACCAGCUGUACACCAGCCUGGAGGCGUCAUCCAGGACCACCACCGAUUCCGGCUCGCUCUAUUCCCAAGACAACGACGGCUAUUACACCUCUAUGCACCUGGACUCGGGCCUGCGGUCACACGGCCACGGCAGCGGGCACGGGGCGGCGGCCGCACGGGCGACCAGACACAGCAUGUACGAGUGCCGCGAGACGGCCGGUCAGGACGAGUACGGGAGCUCGUACGCCGAUCGCUCUCUGUCCCGCAGCGUUUCCCUGCGUAAGUCCAAGAAGCCCCCGCUGCCCCCGACCCGCACGGACUCCCUACGGAGGAAGCCCGGUCCCAAGAAGCCCAUCGGAGGGGUUAGCGCCAUCGGCGGCGCGGGCGAGGUAAAUGACGGCACGCUGAACGAGAGUCUGAUCGCCACCCUGCAGCAGAGCCUCCAGCUGGGGCUGAAGCCCGGCAAAGGCCAGGGCGCCUCUCCGUCGUCGCCCUCCCACAGUCCCAGCAGCGACUACGAAGACCCUUGGGUGCUGCGUCCGCGGAGUCAGAGCAGCGUCAGCGUCGGAAGCUCGGCGACGUCGCUAGCCGCCGGCGCCAACGGCGUGUCCGACGCCUACUCGCUCUGCCACGUGACCCCCGCGAACAGCGACACCAGCAGCUUGCGAUCCGACUACGCCGACUCUUGGGGCUUCUACAUGGAGUACCCUCGUAACCACGGCGACCAGAGCGCUCCGACCCCCGCGGCUCAAACCGCGGACGGCUUGUCGACCGGACCUCAACCGGGAGAGCGGCAGAGCGGAAGCGACGUGCACGCUGACGACCGGGAUCCGGGCGUUCCGGUACAGGAGGAAAGCGCGGCGGCAAAAGCCAAAACGUCCUCCCCGGAGCGAGUGCACAGACUGACUUCGCCCUCCAGCGGCUACUCGAGCCAGUCCAACACCCCCACCGCCGGAACGCCGGUCCCCUCCGGGAUCAGGUCCGCGUCUCCUUCGGGCAGCCGCCCCAGACCCAAAGUCCCGGAGAGGAAGUCCUCUUUGCACUCGUCCGUGUCCAUGUCCUCGUCCUCCACCUCCCUCUCCUCCAACACCUCAGACUCGCUCAAGAGUUCCGGGCCGCCCGCGCCGCCGCCCCUCCCCCCGUCCUCGUCCUCGGCUCCGACACCGCCGUUGGCUCCCGUUCGGCCGCCGAGCCCGCCGCAAACGCGUAGCCCGCCCCCGGGGUGCUCCACCUCCCCGGAGUUCCCGCCGCCGCCUUCGCCGGAAACGCUGUUCCGCCCCGACGCGUCCCCCAACGGCGGCUUUAGUCCGCCGCCCCCCCCGCUGCCUUCUUUCGUCUCGUUCUCUUCCUCCCCGUCCCCUGUCACGACGGCGCCCGUGGUACCGAACAGUCCCGCAAAGUCGCCCGUGCCCCUCGUCACGGCGUCAGCCCUGCGGAGCGUCCAGCUGCGCUCGGUCCGACGGACGGAGGAGACCGAGACCCGCUCGGACUCGGAGAAGUCUUAUUCCCAGCAGCGACCCGCCUCGGCGCACCGGGAGGAUGCUGCUCCGUCGUCUGCGUCCGAGCUGCUGGGGGAGUUGUCGUUGGAGCGCAGCAUUGCGCGCGACGCCCCCGAUCGUCUCGUUAUCAACGGGAAACCCGAGGGGCGGAUCUGCCUUCUUCCCGACGAAAUAGAAGAGAGGCAGAAAGCGUUGCCGGGCGACGGGAGCCCCCCCGUCAAACAGAAGCCCCCCGUCGUCGCCAAGAAACCCAAAUUCUCUUUUGUCCUGCCGCUGAGCCCUCGGCCGGUCCGGGUGUUCCUGUCUCCGUGCGACGACACGGACGCAGCGUCACAAUCGCGAGAACACGAGCAAGAAGAGAACGAAGAGGAGACGCGGGAGCACCGGGAAGAAAGUUGUGAGACGUCGGCAGAAAUCCCGGAUGAGUCUCAUACGCCCACCGGCUCGGACCGGGAACCCUUGCAGAACGGAGAUGCCCGCGAGGACGAGGACGGCGCGAGCAGCACGGCGGGCUCCGUCAGCUCCAAGGAGGACGACGCAGGUGACGUGUUCGACCCCAACGCGGACGAGUCGCCCCCCGACUCCCGCGGCAUGGUCACCCCGACUCCCGCCGCCGCCCGGACCACCGAGGACCUCUUUGCCGCCAUACACAGGUCCAAGCGGAAGGUCCUGGGUCGCAAAGAGUCUGAGGAAGACAAGCCGGGGAGUCACUCGCAGUCGCCCCCUUUGACGCCCCCCUGCGGGUCCCCAGUGGCGGCGCCGGCACCGGCGCGCCCGCCGGGUUCCAUCCAGCGCCAGCUGCGCAAGUCGGCCACCAGCAGCGACACCUUCAAGGCGCUGCUCCUGAAGAAGGGCAGCCGCUCGGAGAGCAGCUUCCGGAUGUCCGCCGCCGAGAUGCUGCGCUCCACAGACCCCCGCUCGCAGCGGACGCGCUCCGAGUGCGCCUCGCCGGAGCUCUCGCCGCCACGCAGCCCCCGAGGCAAGCGGGCGGCGGACGAGUGGCGCCGCUACGAGGCGCUCGCCCUGUCGCCGCCCGCGUCCUCGGCCUUCAAGUACGGCCGCUCGCGUACGCCCCCUUCGGCCGCCAGCAGUAAAUACAACGCCCGAUGUCGCAUCCUCAGCAGCCCCAUGACCGUCAUCUGCGAACGCGACGGCGAGUAUGCCGACGCCAACGGCACUUUAUCGGACGACGGCGGGAGUUAAGGACUCCGUUCGGGUCGCCGGACUACGCCCGAACGCGGCUUGAGGUUUUGGGGGGUUUACAAUUUUAUGUUUGAUUCUGUCGGUGACUUUAACCUGUCACAAUUACAGGCUGUUCGGAAAGUCACUCUUGCGCCCUUUUAUUAACACACGUGCUUCAGUGAUGUACAGUGUUCGCCCGUUAUAUCGCAGUUCAUCAGUCGCACCCCUGCCAAAUCUCGUUUUUAGACUUUUCAGUGCUACCUUAACUUGCGACUGCUUAACUUUCGAGAUUGAAGUCUGCCCAACAACGGAGAGCCGCAGUCGCCAACACACGUUCGGCUCUCAACAGUCACGCGCAGUUACUAUUUUUCUUCAUGAAAAACACAACAACAAAAAUUUGGGGGGUUCUGAAUGAAUGAUUAAUGGCCUUUCAAUACAUUUCAUUGGGGAAAUGUCUUUGACAUGCGAGUAAAUUGAGAACAAAUUCAACUCUUAAGUCAAGGUACCACUGCGCUUCCUGUGAUGCCCACGCGUGUGGGGAAGGAGAGCCACAGUCGCUGAUGCACUUUGCAGCCAUUUAUUAAACGGCAACAAUGGGCACGCUUGCGCGGGUGCUGUUGUCGGCCACAGCCCGCAUCCAGAUGCUCGGGCGCAUACUCUAUGAUGUCACAUGCUGCCCCACCGGGCCCCGCCUCUUAAAGGCACGUGCAUUUUCAACACAUUUUACACUCGCAAAUGUAAUUUUUUCCACGUUCAAAUACAUUUACAAUGUGUUUCAAAAGUGUGAUGUAAUAAGUUGAACUGUUUUAAAUUACGGGACUUCACCGCGUGUCAAUGACGAUCGUGCGCCGUGACUUUCCGAACGCGCCGAACAAUCAAUUUCGCUCAUUUCUGUUCCGGUUGGCUCAUAAAUCUCUUUGUCAAUUGUAGAUUUUGCACUGUGCGUAGUUGUCAUCCUUUGUGUGUGUUUGUUUGAAAGAAUGUUUUCCUUAAAAUAUUUUCAGAACUGCUCUUUUUCUUGUUGUUCUUUUGGUCGCCGUGGUUACCAAAGAGCUAAUAAACGAACUUUACUCGGCUGUGAGCUGUCGUUGACCCUUUCAAAGUUUAUCCUGACACACUUUUAUAUUGUUAUGUAUGUAAAUAAAUAGAAAUGAAUGUUUUAAGUCACAACUGGA
Molecule: messenger RNA, 6757 nt
Organism: Phyllopteryx taeniolatus (common seadragon)
Lineage: Eukaryota; Metazoa; Chordata; Actinopteri; Syngnathiformes; Syngnathidae
Product: NHS-like protein 1
Biological process (GO): cell differentiation
Source: RefSeq, a predicted model, not a curated record